ACUAUUUAUCCCCUUACCUUUUGCAACUCAACCUGCAAAUACCCCUCUUUAAACCGCCCAACACUGCACGUAUGCUCAUCUCAGCGGAACACGACCCAUUUCCUGUUCCCAUCACGACGACAUCGUCGUAACUUGGCUAAGCGGAAAAGCAGCCACAUCCGUCACUGUAGACGAUACCCCGAGCGGCGCGCGUCGGUCGACAGUCACUGAGCAGCGCAACUCAAGACAUGUCAACAAAAACGCCUAGAAAAAGGCUUCUUCCGCCGUCACCUCUCGCGCUCCCUGCAUCAUCUUUACCUUCUCUCCUUCCAGAAGAUGAAAGUACCUCUUUAGGCAGCCCUAUAGACAGCAAAAGCUACCCUGUGCCUCAGCAGACGCCUACGAAGCCGCCUUUGUCCAAAUCUAUUCCUAUACCCGUGACAAGAAGGCGAAGCAAAUCUUACGUCUAUACGUCCUCUCCGCAUAGCCCAGAUUCGGUCCUUCCCUUAACCCCAAGCAGCACCAAGCAACAACUGUCCACGACUAGCAGACUGUCUACCAGUACCGCAACAGAGAUGAGCCGACUUGCGCUGGAAACGAGUUCUGUGAAGAGACAUAAGCUUGAUGCCAACUGUGAUGGAUCUCAACAGUGGGGUCACAAGGCUUGUUGCGGAAGAGACAUGAAACAGAAUGAUGAAGGCUCGGGUCUGUCGACUGGUUGGAGCUCUUCACAUGCCUCUGCCGAAAAGACAGGCGCGACCGUGGAGAAAAGUGCGCUCACGCCCAACCGGUCGGGCUCGACCGAGCACUCUUCGUCCAAAAAGCGCUUAAACGAACGAGGACGAGGGCAUAUGGUCUCUCAUCCAGAAAAUUGCCAACGAACAACAGACGCUGCUAGAAUAUGAUUUUGGGUGAUCAAUUUAGAUAUGUCGCAAAGAGAGAGACGGUCGCGAAAGACCGCAUAACGGAGAAAAAUUUGUCAUGCCUCGUGCCGACAGAAAAUACUAUCCUCGAGCAAGUCGAAAGGAAAGUAAGAGGCGCGACUGACGCUUAUAUCGACAUUCUAACUUCGGUAUCUGUGCAUUACCAGUCAAACCCUUGACGAAAGGCAUGGACGACAUACGCGAAAAAAGUUGCCCAAUGUCAAUGCCACUGCUAAACAGCGUAUGGCUUUGUUAUUGCUGUCCGAUGGCGAUGUGAGCCCCGCAGAGUCAAAGUGGAAUGUAUCUUUGUACACAUCAUGGCGAUCAUUAGAAGAUUAGAAAUAAAACGGCCCUUGGAGUCCGAUUAUAGUACCAUAGAGGCUGAACCUUGUAGAUGAGUUCAUUGUAUGUUCCAUAGAGGCUAUGAGCGAUUCACAAUAGCAUGCGUAGUAUGCCAAUUCUUUUGUCUAUAAUUCUCGUUUAGGUUCAGAUUCCAACACGUUCUUCCUGAAAUAACU
Messenger RNA from Cryptococcus deneoformans JEC21, 1420 nucleotides. RefSeq lists its product as hypothetical. The record is from RefSeq and is a predicted model, not a curated record. The transcript is spliced from 3 exons. Bases 228 to 884 code for a protein of 218 amino acids. Lineage: Eukaryota; Fungi; Basidiomycota; Tremellomycetes; Tremellales; Cryptococcaceae.